Musca vetustissima is the source of this 1512-nucleotide messenger RNA. RefSeq lists its product as uncharacterized. The record is from RefSeq and is a predicted model, not a curated record. Lineage: Eukaryota; Metazoa; Arthropoda; Insecta; Diptera; Muscidae. The transcript has 3 exons. Bases 1 to 1512 code for a protein of 503 amino acids.
AUGGAAUCUAAUUGCGGAAAAUUCGUUGCAAAUAGCCUGGAUUUGCCGCUCUUUAUGGCCUCCAGGGUUCGUUUCCGGAAGACAUUUGAGCAGAAUACAAUCAGGGAUUAUAUAGGCCAGAAGAAGGAACUCUAUCUCUCAGAACAUGGUUACGGAAAAAAUCAGGACAAAAACACCUUCAUAUUCCGCAAAUAUCAUUAUAUUUUCUCUGAGAAUGAGAAAAACAGAUUUCCACCUGAGUGCUCUACAAAGCCUAAGGGGUCAAUUUCUUUGGGAAAAGAAAAAUCCUGGCAAUUACCUCCCAAUCGAUAUAGGCAGGAUUAUCAGCCGUUUGCGAAUAAAGCGGGUCUUAAGGGUGCCUAUUGGCGUAAAUUACCCACAACCAAGCCAUUAAAACGGAUUAGCAAAAAACCUAAAUAUCACCUUUAUGAUCUACCCAAAGAGUCGGAGAAAAUGGUCACACCAUGUCAUUGCCAUAAAGGACAAUUUUUAUCGAAUGCCAGAGAUAAGCGGGCCACCACACGGUGCAUGAUAGCCAAUCCCUUGACGGCCUAUAAAGAUCCCAUGGAGCCGGCACCCAAUACAUAUGAUCCCAAGGCACCAGGAAAAACGUAUGAGCCUCGAGGCACAUCUUUCCAGGCUCUAAAUCCCCACAUCUUCUACCGCAAAUCAAUUGUCCCCCUGAAACCGAAUAGCAUUCAUCCACCAAAUAUAAGUUUUCUACCCGGCCCAGGGCGUUAUGAGACACGCUAUCGCAAUCUAUGUCCCUGCCCAAGCUCACGAAAAUAUCUUCCCGAUUUGGAGCUUAUGGUGGAACGUGAAAAACGCCAUAAAUUUCGUCGUAUGCCCUAUACGAAACUUAAAACUCAAUUUUAUUGUUCCCCCGAUUGGCGUCAUGUGGCCGGUGGAGGCUUUCGAAGACUUUUUCGCACUGCCACGGGACCACAAAAACGUCAAGUUGUUGCCGAGGAUAUAGCCAAAGGCAAAGCCAAAUUGGUAAAACUUUUUCACGAUGUCAAAUAUAUAAAUAUGAUAUUAGAUCCGCCACACAAUCUUGGUAGCCUACGCUCGGAGCCACUCCCCCAACUACCCACACGGAUAAAAUUCGAUCGUAUGGUUAAGGUGAUAACACGUAAACAAUUGCGUACAAAUCGUAAAUUAGCAUUCGGUUCCAGCAGCGAUCGUUGGAAGGAGGAUGAACAACGUCAGCUGCCCUUAACGGCGCAACAGGUUAAGGAGCUCAAAGAGAAGCUACCUCCCGAGAGGAGGCUACAUAAUAAACCAAUAAUGAUGAAAAAGCCCGAUGAGAUCCAAUCGCAGCUGCUAAAAACUCCACUUCAUAUGCUGCCGAAUUAUGUACCAAAAUUACGUAAACGUUUGUUUAAAUUUUCCCCACUGCCAGGGGCUAAAAUUCUAACUGAUGACGCGGAUAUCAGGCCGGGAGAGCCAUCCAAGCAUGGUUACUAUUUUCGUCCGCUAAAUGAGAAAUUGUUUUUCAAGGAUGAUAAAUAA